This is a messenger RNA of Macadamia integrifolia, 1451 nucleotides long. RefSeq lists its product as uncharacterized. The record is from RefSeq and is a predicted model, not a curated record. The transcript is spliced from 6 exons. Bases 477 to 1241 code for a protein of 254 amino acids. Lineage: Eukaryota; Viridiplantae; Streptophyta; Magnoliopsida; Proteales; Proteaceae. Gene Ontology annotation, cellular component: chloroplast.
CGAUCCGGGUCAGAUCGGGAUCAGAUUUAGCCUUGGCCGAUCCGAUCCUGAUUCAGAGUUCUUAACCCAUGCUCUCGUCCCUCCUCCCUCAUCUUUUCUGAUUUUUGCACAUUACAGUCUCAGCUGCAAUUUCUCUCUAUUACCGCAAACCCCUCUGAAUUCUCACCACUCUUUGUUCGAAUCUUCUGUAAGUCCCAAGCUUGUAUGAGUUCUGGUUGUUCUGAGAUAAAAGCCUUUCUUCAAGCUCACGAUAGAAAGAGGGAGACGGAGAACCAGACUUGGUUUCAAGCGAUCGAACUGGAACAAAUAUAUUCUAGCAAAAAAGAAAAAAGAAAAAAAAAAAAGAACUCAAACAAACAGUCACUGAUGGACUCGAAAUUUCAAAGCUGGUAUGCCAGGUAGAUGCUGGGAGGUUGAGACUCAGGAAUUUUGAGCUUAAUUUUUUGAUCUAGGCAGCAUUUGAGGUUUGCUGUAGGAUGAGCGCUUUAGGACUUGCUGCUUGUGGCCCCUAUAAGCAAGGCAUAAAUAUUUCUUCUUCAUGCUGCCUACCUGCUUCACGGCCAUGCUUCUUACCAAUCUAUGCAAAUCGAACUACUCGGAGUUUCCCAGGACUUGUUUUUAAUGCAUCCAGCUAUCGGAGAUCGAUGCCAGUUUGCUUGUUUGGUGGUAAAGGAAACCCAGGGGAAGACAGUGAGGGUUCUCCGUGGUUUCCAUGGAAAGCACUUGAGAAAGGUUGGAAUGGUUUAACAAAGAGGCAGUCAAUGGAAGACAUAUUGAAGGAGCAAAUUCGGAAAGGACAAUUUGCUGGUGAGGGAGGUGGGACAGGAAUUCCCCCAGGUGGCCGCGAUGAUGGUUUUGGUGGUUCAGAGGAUGAAAGCUCUGAUGGUGUCUUGGAUGAAUUUAUUCAAGUAAUUUUGGCUACCAUUGGCCUUAUCUUUCUGUAUGUUUACAUCAUUGAUGGGGAGGAGUUGACUCGGCUGGCAGGUGACUUCAUCAAGUAUCUCUUUUCACGCAAGCAAAGUAAUCGUUUGAAGCAAACCAUGUACAUGUGGAGUAGAUUUUUCCAGAGGUUGACUAGGAAGGUUGAGGAGGUAGAUAGGUACUGGUUGGAACGUGAAAUCCUCAAUACACCUACAUGGUGGUACAACCCCAGAGAGUUUAGGAACUACCUGAGGUCUCGUCUUGCUUCAUUGUCAUCAUCAUCGUCAUCAUCACCAUCUUCUUCUUCUUAUUAUGAAUAGACCAGAGAUUUUGGAUAUUUCUUGCUCUUUCCUGUCAACCAUUUCAUUUAAACCAGGAAGCGUUCUAGCAGAAAUCUGAGUACAUAUAUAGCUUCUAGAAUACCAAGUAAAAUUUUUCGUAGAUGAACUUGUUUUACAGAUUGUGAAAUGCUAAAUUUUGUAUUUUGGAUAUUCUUGUUAUGUCUAGCUAAUUGAUGGUCCUUGAUUGCA